Molecule: messenger RNA, 1989 nt
Organism: Melozone crissalis (California towhee)
Lineage: Eukaryota; Metazoa; Chordata; Aves; Passeriformes; Passerellidae
Gene: DDX55
Product: DEAD-box helicase 55
Exons: 14
Coding region: 1-1791 (596 amino acids)
Cellular component (GO): nucleolus
Molecular function (GO): ATP binding; RNA helicase activity; nucleic acid binding
Source: RefSeq, a predicted model, not a curated record
AUGGAGGCGGUGUGUGAGGGCGGCUGGGGCUCGCUUCCGGUGCCGCUGAGCCCGGGCGUGCUGCGGGCGCUGCGCGAGCUCCGCUUCCACCAAAUGACCCCGGUGCAGUCUGCGACCAUCCCGCUGUUCAUGAGUAACAAGGAUGUGGCUGCGGAAGCCGUCACAGGCAGUGGGAAAACCUUGGCGUUUGUGAUUCCCAUCCUGGAAAUUCUUCUCAGACGGGAAGAAAAGUUAAAGAAAAUGCAGGUUGGAGCUAUAAUCAUCACCCCAACCAGGGAGCUGGCCAUUCAGAUUGAUGAGGUGCUGUCACAUUUCACCAAACACUUCCCCAUGUUCAGUCAGAUUCUUCUCAUUGGAGGGAGGAACCCCAUGGAAGAUGUGGAGAAGUUCAAGGAGCAUGGGGGGAACAUCAUCGUGGCCACCCCGGGCCGCCUGGAGGAUCUGUUCAGGAGGAAGGCAGAGGGGCUGGACCUGGCCAGCUGUGUCAAGGCUCUGGAUGUGCUGGUGUUGGAUGAAGCUGACAGACUCCUGGAUAUGGGCUUUGAAGCCAGCCUGAAUGCCAUCCUGGACUUCCUGCCCAAGCAGAGGAGGACAGGGCUGUUCUCAGCCACGCAGACCCAGGAGCUGGAGAGCCUGGUGAGGGCCGGGCUGCGGAACCCCGUGCGCAUCUCGGUCAAGGAGAAGGGGGUGGCAGCCAGCAACACCCAGAAAACCCCAACUCGCCUGGAGAACUUCUACAUGAUCUGCAAGGCAGAUGAGAAGUUUAACCAGUUGGUGCAUUUUCUUCGGCAGCACAAACAGGAAAAGCAUCUGGUCUUUUUCAGCACAUGUGCCUGUGUGGAAUACUAUGGGAAGGCUCUGGAAUCCUUAAUUAAGCAGGUGACAAUAAUGAGCAUCCACGGGAAGAUGAAGCACAAGAGAAACAAGAUUUUCACGGAGUUCCGGAAGCUCCCGGGGGGCAUUUUGGUGUGCACAGACGUGAUGGCCCGUGGCAUUGACAUUCCAGAGGUGCACUGGGUGUUGCAGUAUGACCCACCCAGCAGUGCCAGUGCCUUCGUGCAUCGCUGCGGUCGCACGGCGCGCAUCGGCAACGUGGGCAGCGCUCUGGUGUUCCUGCUGCCCAUGGAGGAGUCCUACAUUAACUUCCUCUCAAUCAACCAAAAGUGUCCCAUGCAGGAAAUGAAACCACAGACAAAUGUGCUGGAUCUUCUCCCCAAGCUGAAGUCCAUGGCCCUGGCUGACAGGGCAGUGUUUGAGAAAGGGAUGAAAGCCUUUGUGUCCUAUGUCCAGGCUUAUGCCAAACACGAGUGUAACCUGAUCUUCCGGAUCAAAGAUCUGGAUUUUGCCAGUCUUGCCAGAGGUUUUGCAUUGUUAAAAAUGCCAAAGAUGCCUGAACUAAGAGGAAAAUGUUUUCCAGACUUUACUCCAGUCACUGUCAAUACAGACUCCAUUUCAUUUAAGGAUAAAAACAGAGAAAAGCAGAGACAAAAGAAAUUAGAAGAACUAAAAAAAGAAAGAGAGGAAAAUCAAGGAAAAAAGAAAUUUGUAAAGAACAAAGCAUGGUCAAAGCAGAAAGCCAAGAGGGAGAAGAAGAAGAAAGUAACAGCUAAAAGGAAGCGUGAAGAGGGCUCUGAUAUUGAAGAUGAGGAUAUGGAAGAGCUGCUGAAUGAUACAAGACUUUUGAAAAGAUUAAAAAAGGGAAAAAUUAGUGAAGAAGAGUUUGAGAAGAAACUAACAGGCAACCACAGGCUCAAAGCAGAAACUGUUGAGGACAUAGAUUCUGAAGGCUGACAGUCACUCUAACCACAUUUUUACAUUAAAACACUGCUUAUUUCAAUAAAACUGGAUUUUUAUAAAAAAUGGAGAACAAAAUACCUCUAUAAAAAGAGAACAAAGCUGAUCUAAUUUCUUCACAGAGAGACCUGGCAUCCCUAAGGACACAGAGCCUGCAGUUGUUGAGAACAAAGCUAAAAGCACCACUCUGCUGUG